Ricinus communis (castor bean) is the source of this 1547-nucleotide messenger RNA. Its product is annotated as WAT1-related protein At5g40240. The transcript is spliced from 7 exons. The record is from RefSeq and is a predicted model, not a curated record. Gene Ontology annotation, cellular component: plasma membrane. Gene Ontology annotation, molecular function: transmembrane transporter activity. Lineage: Eukaryota; Viridiplantae; Streptophyta; Magnoliopsida; Malpighiales; Euphorbiaceae. Bases 195 to 1253 code for a protein of 352 amino acids.
AGUAAGCUUUGUCCAAAAGGUUAAAAUAAAAAGGGCUAAAUCGAGCCUCAGAGAUGAGAUUCCUGUAAAAUAUGGUUUGACAUUUCAAGACUGGCAAUAAUUGAUGAAACUCUAUUGGGCAAGGUAUAGAAAAAUGGUUUGAUGCAGAAAGAUUGAGCUCUGCAGGGAAAAAAGAAAAUAAAGAAGAAGGAAAGAUGGCUUCAAUAUACUGUUACAAGAAUAUCCUUCCGUUUGCAGCAAUGGUUGCAGCAGAAUGUGCUGCUGUAGGGGUAAACACCAUAUUCAAAGCAGCCUCUCUGAAAGGAAUGAACUACUAUGUCUUUAUCUUUUACACAACCUUGAUCAACACUCUUGUUCUCCUCCCCAUUCUCUUCUUCUUUUGCCGUACAACAAUAAAUCCUAGGCUCUCCUUAUUCCGAUUCCCUGUUUCCUCGAAAAUCUGCAUCGUUGGGAUUAUUGGGGUGAUAACUCAAAUUGCUUCAUAUAAAGGUAUAGAAUACAGUUCACCAACUCUAUCUUCUGCACUGAGCAACCUCACACUACCUUUUACCUUCAUAUUGGCGAUCGUAUUGAGGAUGGAAAAGUUAGAUUUCAAGAGCUCAAGAACUCAGGCAAAGAUCAUUGGCACCGUAGUAUCAAUAUCAGGUGCAUUAAUGGUUGUUUUGUACAAAGGCCCAGUAAUUGGAUUAACUUCACUUAUCCGGUCAACAAAAUCAGAUUGGGUUAUUGGUGGUCUUUUGCUUUCUAUUCAGUAUAGUCUAUAUUCAGUCUGGUACAUCAUUCAGACCCAGAUCAUACAGAUAUAUCCAGCAGAAAUACAAGUGACAUUCCUUGUAAACUUGUACUCAACCAUCAUAGCUGCACCAGUUUGCUUCCUAGCAGAACCGAACUUGAGUGCUUGGAGGCUAAGACCUGAUAUAGAAUUAGCUGCCCUUGCAUACUCUGGACUAUUUGGUGCUUCCUUUAUCACUAUUGUUCACCUAUGGGGUCUGCGCCAGAAGGGACCCGUCUAUGUAACAUCAUUCAAGCCAUUGUCUAUUGCCAUAGCUGCUGCUAUGGGUGCUCUAUUUCUUGGAGAUGCACUUCAUCUUGGGAGUGUCAUUGGAGCUAUAUUUAUAUCAGUAGGGUUUUAUGCACUAAUUUGGGGAAAGUUGCAAGAAGAAAAGAUUGAGGAAUGUGACUCUGAUACCUCGAACUCACCUAUCAAUAGCAGGUCUCCUUUAUUACAAAGCAAAAAAGUUGAAGAUGCAUAAACCAAAAACAAUUUGCAGAUCAUUAUCUGCUAUUGACAUGUAACUGAGAAAUCAUUUCCUGAGAAUCUAAAUCCUAGAUAUUAGAGCACCAAUAUGACCUCAUAUUAAGGCGAAGGAUCCAAAUUAUCAACAGGAUGAUGCUCUGGAAAUAUACUAAUAAUUUCAUUUUAUGGUAUUGACAGACUAAUUGCUUUUGGAUUUCUUACUGUGUAUUUAGGAGACAAGCCAAAGUAAAAGCUUAAUCUUGGUAGCCUGUAAUUUCAAGAAUGUAGGAGAAUUUCCUUUUCUUGUUUA